UUUUUUUUCUCCCCUCGUUUCACUCUUUUUUGACUCAUCUUUCUAUUGAUUACUAUUCUCAGGUCCCAUUCAUUGACUUUUUCCCCUCCUAGAAAGUUUAUUUUAUCAAAACAUCUCUCUUCUAGAACCAUUCCUCUGGAAGGUGAAAGUUUGGUUGUUUUAUAUAUAUAUAUACAUAUAUAUAUAUCUUUUCCUUUGGUGUCUACUUUUUUUUUAUUAUUAUUAUUCAUCGUCCCACAAAAAAACUACAACACUUUUAUUUUAUCGACGACAAUCAACUAUUGAUAUACGGUCAUGAAUCAAGAUUCACCAUCUUCAAUAAUGGAUAAUGGUUUAUCAACAUCAUCCUCUACAGAAAACAAUGGUACUCCUUCUAUGAGUAUACCAACACGUCUUACUAUUCCACAAUGGACUCAGCAGCAACAAUCGCCACAACUUCAAGUAAAUUCCAAUUUGACAUUGUCACCAAGUGAAAGCAGUAAUACAACGGUAUUUCGAAAUAACUAUGAUAUGCUUCUCAAAGAAGUAUUGGGAGAUAGUAAUAAUGACACUAGUAACAACAAUAGUGACGACGAUGAAGAUAAUAUCUAUGCAAACAUACAACAACUACAGCAAUAUCAACAAUUUCAUCCUAUUGACAUAGAUCUUGAUUCUGCUACAGCUGACCUUCCUGACGAACUACGGGCUGCUCUAGAAGACCGGUCUCUGGCGGACAAGUACUUGGCAAAUUUAAAGACGUUUAUGAGUCAUCAGCGUAGUCAUUCUAUGGGCUCUAUGACUAGUGGAAAAGGUGAUUAUUCAAGUCCUACAACACCGUUACAACCAACAUUUUCAAUUCAAUCACCAUCAUCAACACAUCAUCCAUCAUCAACAUCUUUUUUUCGAAUGCAACAAGAUCCUUUAUAUAAAGUAUUAGAUGCUGUCCCCUAUCAAACACGACUUAUCAAUGGUGUACAAUCAUUAUGGGAGCUACAAAAGAAAUUAACUGCUUUGAAAAUCCCAGAAUUGGAUUUACCUUCGGUAUCAGAUACAGUGAUCAAGGCUCGAUUGAAUGACCUUUACAAAAUACAAGACGAUUUGUUUAUUCAUUUGCAUGGUGGACCUUUGGUACGCAACAGUCAUCGACUGCCUAUUGGAGAAAAGAAGAAACGAGAAAUUGAUCAAUUGCUGGAUCAAGUGGCAAAGGAAAUUGGUCUUUAUGAAGAAUUUGUCAAACGAGAUCAAUAUCUUAGUUUAGAAAGUAUUUUGAAUGAAUCAGAUAGUUCGGAUGAAUAUCAAGAUUCGGAAAUCAAUGAAACUGAAUCAAGUCUAUCACAAUUUGAUACUUUAUCAAACACUUCCAAUAAAGCAACAGUAUCAUUUGGAUCUCCAACUUCUUAUUCACCUCAUGAUCGUGCAAUCAAGUCAUCUGCAAAAAGUCCUUCUACUUUACGACGUGUGACAUCUCAACCUUCUAUUGCAUCAAAUAUUACUCCCUCAACUCCUCCUACUGCCAUGAAUGGUCAUCUUGGUUCACAGCGAUUUGAAUCGUCCUCUGUUAGUGGGUCCAUUCAUUCAUACGAUGCUGCCUCUGAUCCGUCAUUAUCUCAGUUACUUGUCAACGAUGGUGAACAAGACGAGAAAACAACGGGAAUUACUCCUUCAGAAGCUUUCAAAUGGACUCCUUUGAUCAAGAUAUCCGAUCAUUUGUAUUCAAAAGAUAUCCGUCAAACCAGUGGACUUGUCUCUGUAUUGGCUGUCAGUGGUGUCAUUGCUGUUGGGAUGACUCGUAGUCUAGUUUUUGUGUAUGACUAUUCUCAAAACUUGAAAUGUAUCUUAGGGGAUAGUCUUCGUGCUGUCGAGGUAGGUGCUGUUACAUCGUUGGCUAUCUCUGCAGAUCACACAACUAUUGUUUGCGGACACAGUCAAGGUCAUCUUGUGAUAUGGGAUCUUCGAAAACCUCAAUUACCGAUUCGUACAAUAGAUCCUAUACCUCCCAAUCAAACUCUUAGUAAUACGGCAACAACGACACAAAACAACAACAACAAUAAUAACAACUCUGGAUCUCGAAAGGAAGGUCAUGUUCGUGGAGCUGCUAUUCUACAUGUUGGUUUUGUUGGUGUGAAAAAGUCAGAAAUUGUAUCUGGAGAUGAUCAGGGUAUGGCGUUUUAUCAUGUUUUAUACAAAGUGGUCAUGGUCAAUGCGGUGGAUACAACUAGAAUCUUGGGUCGAUAUCAAAAUCUUUCCCUUCCAUCAUCACCUUCUUCUUCAACAACAACAACCACUCCUAUGGUCACAGCAACAACAACAACAACAACUGAACAACCUUUUCAACGUGGUCUUUCAUCUUCUUCUUUAUUGGAUAACAAUAGCCCUUCUUCAUCAUUGACAAAUAAACCACGACGACCUAGUACAGUAUUUGCCAUGCAAGCUCUUCCUUUAGGACAAGUGGCACAUCCGGCAGAGAAUUUUGGUUUGGUUGCUUUAUUAACACCUUACAAGAUGAUUAUCGUUGGUCUUAAACCCUCUUGUCAAACACAAUACAAAUUUCUGAAACCCAAGAUCAACUUAGGUCACACUAUGAACGAAUCUGCAACACCUUCAACAAUUGAUCCGCAAUCUGGUGGAGAACAUCAUCAAAAAUUUGAAGUACAUCAUGAAACUCUCUCUGGUUGUCUUGCUUGGUUACCUGUCACCAAAUCUAGUGGACCGUUACCAACAUCAACUAAAGGAAAUGGUAGAAAAGACAAACGUAUGGUCAAUGAUUUGGCACUCUCAGAAGAUCCAAUGCUAGCAUUUGCUUGGGGUAAUCACUUAUUUAUACUUAAAGUGGGUGUAGGAAUGGCAGAAACUCAACAUGGAUCAAGUCGUCUUCGAAGUCCUAUGGUUAGCAAAAGUAAACGUGGAACAAAGCUUCAAUUUCCCAAGCCAGCGGAAUGUCAAUUGGAGGAUGCCAUUAUUGGUUUGCAAUGGAUUAAUCGACAGAUUCUUGUAUUGUUUACGCCAAAUGAAGAAAUGCUUCUAUUUGAUCCCAAGAAAAUGAUUGUAACUGAACGUGCCGUUAUCCGCGACAAACACUUGGUAUACCAUGAUUGGUUUAGUUCACCUCUCCGAGAUCUUACGAUAGCGAAUACUGCUCCUGUUCCAUCUAACGCUAUCACUACCACUAUGGGAUCAAAUAACUUGGAUAUCGACACUGGAAUGACUACUUUGGCGACUUCAAAGACGGUAGAAAUGGCAUAUUAUCAUUCAUUGAAGGGAUACAAAGGAAAAUUGUUCUUAUUGGGACUAGAUCAACUUUUUGUGGGAACAUUAUUAUCAUGGGCAGAUCGGAUCCUGGCAUUGGUACGAGCAGGCGAUUUUUUGGAUGCAAUUCAACUAGCAACAGCGUUUUAUAAAGGAAAAUGGAUUCAAACAGUGAUUGGGUUACCUGCAGAUGAACAGCAACGCAAACAAUUAGUAGGCGAACGUUUAAUGGAACUUUUGGUGGCUUCAUUGAAUUAUACAUUCUCAUCUUCAAGACGAUCUUUACUUCAGAUAGGUCAACAACAACAACAGCCACUUUUGAAUAUGUUACCUGAUGGAACAAUCGAUAAUAUUGCCGAUCCUAUUUUUUAUCAAGACUUGGCUAAAUGUUGUGUGGAUGCAUGUCUUAGUAUGGGUGAAAAAGUCUUUUUAUUUGAGACAGCCUAUGAACAAUUUUUGGAACAUGGUGUACAUGGAAUGUUUUUACAAGUAUUGGAAACUUAUAUUGUGACGGAUCAACUUCGGGAUAUUCCGCCUGCAGUAAUGAAGGACCUUGUAACUCACUAUAGUACGCAUGGACGACUGGAAGCUUUGGAACGAAUUAUUUGGCAUGUGCAACCUCAGUGUCUAGAUAUCGAUCAAGUAGUUGGUGUAUGUCAACGAGAAGGAUUGUAUGAAGCAAUGAUGUACGUUUGGAAUCGAAGUAUGGACGACUUUGUGAGUCCACUGGUGGAGAUGCUCAAAGUGAUUCAACAAGCGCUCAAGAAAACAGACGAGACAUCAAAAGAUCAGUGGGAAUCUUCAACAUCUACAAUCCAGCAACAACAACAACAACGUCACUAUGAACAAGCAGAUAAGGUAUUUGAUUAUCUCAAGAUGGUAUUACAAGGUCGCACUUUUCCUGAUGGAGCGUUGAUGCCUACUUCUCGUGGAAAUGAAGCUCGAAGCACAGUUUACUGUUUUGUAUUCUCUGGAAGAUGUGUUGUGUGGCCUAGAAUAGGUGGCAAAUUGAUCUUGACUGUUGAUGAAAAUGAAUCUUCGGCAGAACCAACAUAUCCAUAUCUUCGACUCUUAUUAAGAUUCAAUACCAAAAAAUUCUUGGAAGCACUAGAAGUGGCCUUUGAAGAUCCAUGGUUGAAUGGUGGUGAUGAAAAGUUGACAUCUACAUUUGAAGAAGAUAUUACGCAAGAAAAGGUCAUUUCUCGUCAAAUCAUUGUCAAUACCUUAUUGGAUGUGAUGGGUGGUGGUGGUAUGACUUCGAAUAACAACACAAACAACAACAAUAAUGCGCAUUUGUUAUCAACUCCACGACUACAUCCAUCUAUCUCUGCAUCAACAGUUCAGUCUGGUAUAGGAGGAAAUAUCAAUAAGGGAUCAGGUACUUCUUCGGAAACAACAUCAUCUUACUACGACGGCGACUCCAACGGCAUCUCCUCGCAAAGUGAUCAUUUAUUACAGCUUUACAUCUUUCUUGCCAGCAAUUUACACAAAUAUACCACGUUUAUUCUUCUUCCAUUGACGAUCAAGCAAAAGAUGUUAUUGCGACUGACUGUAAACGAUUCACAUCAUUAUCACCAUCAACAUCGACAUGACCAUGAUGAUACAAGAGAAGAACGACAACGCGCUGUUCAAAAGCUACUGACUGUAUAUACACCUAGCAACGAAGAAGGGAUGACAUUGUUAUACGAAGAAGCCAAGUUUUGGAAUGUCCUAGAGGAUGUGUAUCGACGGGAUAGAAAGUAUGGUAAAUUGGUGGAAACAUACCUCAAAGACACAACAUCAUCAACUAUGCCUAUGCACCGAAUGCUGACUUUGGAUCAAAACAAUGAGGACAAUGAUGAAAACAACAUUUCUUCUCCGGAUGACGAAGAAACAGCCAUCAUAGCAAGACAACAACGUGUAUUUGAUUGUGUGGAUUGGUUACUAGACGCCAGCUCACCAUUAACUCAUCAUCAACGACAAGAUGUGAAACGAGUAGUGUUGAUUCGAAUUUCUCAAUUUGUAGACAUGGAUGGACAACGAACAGCCGACCUUGUAGAAAAAUACUUUGAUGCUGAUCAUCAUCUUAUUCUGAAGCAGCUAUAUGAAGAUGAUGAAGAAUUUGGUGAUGUUGAUGAUGAUGGUGAAGUCUUCCAGCAUACCAACAACGAAAGCAACAACAUCAAUGGUUAUGAUGAACAUUCGUCACCUACAUCUCGAUUUGCUCCAACCUUUGCUCGAAUGGCGGAUAAACGUGUAUUUUCUUAUCUUCGUGGAUUAUUAGAACCUCAACCAACAACAACCAUGACACCACGUAUAGGAAAUGAUAAAAAUAAUAAUAAUAACAGCAAAGGCGGUAACAAGCAAUCUGGCGUUGAAGAACAAGAACAAGACGAUUAUGUGAUCCUGGGUGAACAACCAUCUGGUGAAGACAACAAUAAAAAAAUGGCCACUAAAACAACAACUCCAACUAUAAUUCGACGUACCAACAUUGAUAGCCAAUUACAAGAAUGUUAUAUUGAUUUGAUGUGUCGAUUUGAUCCGUCUGGUGUGUAUGAUUACUUGAAUACCAAAUUGUACGAUUAUGAUAUUGAUAUCCAGCAGCGACAACAAGAUGAUCAUGCCGACGAAAAAUUAAACAGAUUAGAUCAUGUUAACUUCACCACUUUGUUGAACAGUUGCGAAAAAUAUGGAGUGAUGGAUGCUGUGGUGUGGAUCAUGGAAAAAAUGGGCAACAUCAAGGGUGCUCUUGAAAGGAUGUUGGAAAUUGGCCGAGAAAAGAUUCAAUUGAUAUUAUCCAUUAUCAAACAACAAGAACAACAAUCAUGGAUGUUUGAAAACCAAAGCAAGAUUAGCAAUGGAUUGAUUGGCCUCAGUGGUGUCCUCCGUGUUGGAACAAGAUUAUGUGAAAACAGCAGCAGUGGCAAGAUUAAUACAACCUUUGAUAAUAUUGAUGAUGAUGAUGAUGGUAUAAAUGGCAACAAGCAAAAUGAUGAUGUUGAUGAUGAAAUUGAAUCCUUAUGGUUCCGAUUAUUGGACGUAUAUGUGGAAGCAUCCAUGAAAAUCCAUAGUGCUCUGGACAAGAAGAAGCAUCCUGAUUUGACCUUACCUAUUGGUGUUCAACAACAUAUGAUCUAUACAUUCAAAUCAUUUGUACAAUCCAUCUUGACCUCAUUACUGCUUUCAACAUCUCCUCAAGUAUCGUUGCCAAGAUUACUACUUCGACUGAUUGAUUCUCAAACCAAAGGUGAAACAACAUUUGCGGAUUUCCGAGAUAUCUUUUUAAGCAUGUUGGAUACGUACAAAUAUGAAGGACAAUUAUUGGAUUUGACGAAUCGUUUAUUUGACCGUGAUCUAUUUUUGGGUGUCCAGGAUAUGGUACGGCAACGUGGGAAAGGCUGGAGACCACAAGCUAUGCUAUGUACCAUUUGCAGCACAGGGAUUUUGGAUAUGACUUUGAUGCAACCGGAUAUUUGGAAAGAACAAGAUCAACCGAAGGAUACAAGUAAGAUUGUUGUCUUCCAUUGUGGUCAUGCUUAUCAUCAUCAUUGUCUUGCAUCUCAGCAAGAACAACAACAACAACAACAACAACAACAACAACAACAACAACAACAACAACAACAACAAUGUAUUUUAUGCUACCCUGGAUUUCCUACAAAUGCACUUGAUAAGGGCAAAGCAAAAUCGACCGUUAUAUCCUCCUAGUUUUCUUUUCUUUUUUUUUUUUUAUAUCAAAUAUUUAUUUAUCCUUCUUUUUUUUUAGUAUAUACCAUUUUUUUUUUUUACUGUUGUUCCUAUGUAUAUCAAUAAAUCAUUAUUUGUUCUCCCAUCCUCUCUCUCUCUCUCUCAAUUAGUAUAUGAUGAUGAUGUUUGAUAUGAAUGAACAGAUGACAUGCAAUGAUGGAUACUAUGUAAUCAUAUGUAAUGAAUAAAUGAAUAAUGGAUAACGUG
Halteromyces radiatus is the source of this 7155-nucleotide messenger RNA. RefSeq lists its product as uncharacterized. Bases 295 to 6909 code for a protein of 2204 amino acids. Gene Ontology annotation, biological process: endosomal vesicle fusion; protein targeting to vacuole. Gene Ontology annotation, molecular function: protein binding. The record is from RefSeq and is a predicted model, not a curated record. NCBI's taxonomy places the organism in Eukaryota, Fungi, Mucoromycota, Mucoromycetes, Mucorales, Cunninghamellaceae. Gene Ontology annotation, cellular component: HOPS complex; late endosome. The transcript is spliced from 10 exons.